GUCGCACAGAGCGUCUGAACGCGAGGUCGCCGUCGGAAGCGACUGUCCUGAUGACCGAUCCUCACUUCGAACCGGGUGACCUCGUCGUGUGGGGAGCGCACAACCAAUUGCGGUCAUGACCGACAUGGAUAUAUGCCUACUUAUCUAAUGCCGGCUAUGCGCUAUGUAGCAUCUCCUCCAUCCACCAUGCUGUCCAGAUUGAUGAUACGCCAGGGCGCAAGCCCACUGACACGUUCGAUGGCGACUCAAGCGCGAGGACUCCCUGCUCUCCUCGAGAAGAAGCCCCAUGACGUGGUCAUAACGUUCGCGAAGCGUACCGCGAUGGCUCGCGCGAGGAAGGGCCAGUUGAAGGACAUUCCGGCUCUCAUCAAGGCGACCCUAGAGCAGACCAAAUUAGACCCAGCCAAGCUCGAAGAUAUUUGCGUCGGGACGUGCCAUCCGCCAUCACCGACGUAUAUAUCUCGAGCUGCAGCCCUUGCCGCUGGAGUACCGGCAGAUGUACCUGUCUCUGCUGUCAACCGACUUUGUGGCUCUGGCCUACAGGCUAUCAGGAUCAUUGCCAGUGCAAUUCAGGCCGGUGACAUGACUCUUGGAAUGGCCGUAGGUGCUGAGAGCAUGUCCCAAAAGUGCUCCCCGUCCAUCCCCGAGAUUGUGCCGCCAGUCGAUGCUAAUUUUCAAGCACACGACUGUGUCCAGCCGAUGGGCUGGACAUCUGAGAUGGUCGCCCAGACGUACAAGGUCCCGAGACACAAGCAGGACGAGUACGCGUUCAUCUCACAUAGUCGCGCCGAGAAGGCUACUAAGUCCGGCGUCUUCGCAGACGAGAUCAUACCGGUCGAGCUGCGAGGUGCGGUGAUUUCGGUUGACGAUACCAUCCGUCCGGGGACUACGCUCGAGGGACUCUCGAAGUUGAAGUCGUCGUUCCCUGAUUGGGGAGAUGCUUCCACGACGGCGGGCAAUGCGAGUGGUCUGGGCGAUGGUGCCGCGCUCUGCAUACUGACGACUCGCGAGCGUGCGGAGAAAGAAGGCUUUGAGAUCCUGGGCAAGUAUGUUACCAGCACCUUCGUCGGUGUGGAGCCCAAGUACAUGGGCAUCGCUCCGGUUGCCGCUGUGUCCAAAGUCCUGUCGCAGGCCGGGUUGUCCAAGGAAGAUGUCGAUGUGUACGAGAUCAACGAGGCAUUUGCGUCGCAGUUCGCGUACUGCGUAGAACAGCUGCAGAUUCCUAUGGACAAGAUCAACCCGAAUCCGACAACACAUGCUUUUCGGAUAGCAUUGUCUAACGCGUAUGUUGUAGCUGGCGCACGUCAAGUCGUCACUGGUCUUGCAGAGCUCAGGCGUAGAGGAGGGAGCAUCCUAUGCACAAGUAUGUGCAUCGGCAGCGGGAUGGGAGGAGCAGGAGUCUUCGUGAACGAAUCUCGUUGACUCUGAUUCAGAAGAGCUGCCUGAGUUAGAGUAGGGACACUACAUCAGGCUGAAUCGGCGCUGCAGUGUUUUUGCAUCGCGUCAGAAUGUACCUUCUGCGCUUGCUGGAAAACGGGUUUUGUUUUAACUGAGCCUGACGCAUGAUAACUACUCGGUGCGCAUUCUUGUGACUGUACGGCACAAGCCUCAAAUUACACUUGGACUCGGACUACUAUGGACACUGGCAGGUUGGCCGGCGCUUAGGAAGUCCGUCACGCAGUUGUCACACUUUGUCAUGUCACAGAAGGAGCGAUCAUCCUUGGGCAAGGCGAGCGAUCUACACA
This is a messenger RNA of Fomitopsis serialis, 1745 nucleotides long. RefSeq names its product putative 3-ketoacyl-CoA thiolase B. Gene Ontology annotation, biological process: phenylacetate catabolic process; fatty acid beta-oxidation. Gene Ontology annotation, molecular function: acetyl-CoA C-acyltransferase activity. Lineage: Eukaryota; Fungi; Basidiomycota; Agaricomycetes; Polyporales; Fomitopsidaceae. The transcript has 9 exons. Gene Ontology annotation, cellular component: peroxisome. Bases 133 to 1422 code for a protein of 429 amino acids. The record is from RefSeq and is a predicted model, not a curated record.